AUGGCAGCCGCCGUGACGACGGCACCACCCAGCCAGGAUGAACCUGCCACCAGCCAGGACGCACCGGUGCAGGGUACACCCAUCCGGGAUGCUCCUGCAGACGGUGUGGCCGCUGGCAGUGAUGCGGCUACUAGCAAGCAUAGCACCCAGAGCAACGGCGUGGAGAAGAAGGGCCAGAAGAAGCCGAGAGAGCAGAGACAAAGAGAGCAGAGGGAAAAGCAGAGCCAGGAGGCUCUCAUUACACCAGUAGGAGACAUGUGGCCGCGCCCGUAUGUGAUUGACGAGGAUCUGCGCCGCGUGGAGCCCUACCACUUCACGUACAACACGUGGUGCAAGGAGCGCUGGAGGGGUAGGACGUUGAUUGACAUCUUCGCGUCCGAGUUUCGCGACAGGCCCCUCGAGUACUACCGGGCCGCCAUGGAACGCGGCGACAUCUUCGUCAACGGCAAGGUGGUCGGCCCCGACUACGUGGUGCGCAACGGGGACAAGGUGUCGCACACGAUGCACCGGCACGAGCCGCCGGUGACGUCGGAGCCCAUCGGGGUCAUCCACGAAGACGACGACAUGAUCGUCAUCGACAAGCCGGCGGGAGUGCCGGUGCACCCUGCGGGGCGGUACAACUUCAACUCCAUCACGGAGAUCAUGAGGGCCGAGAGGGGCCCCGAUUUCUUCCCCUACCCGUGCAACCGGCUGGACAGGCUGACGAGCGGAAUCAUGUUCGUGGCCAAGAACAUUGCCGCCGCCGAGGCCCUGGGGGUCCAGAUAAAGGGCAGGUCGGUCCGCAAGGAGUACAUCGCCCGUGUUGUGGGGGAGUUCCCCGAGGGCGAGGUUGUGUGCGACCAGCCGAUCCUGUCGAUAUCUCCCAAGCUGGGACUGAAUCGUGUGCGCGCCAACGGCAAGUCUGCGAGGACCGUCUUCAAACGACUCGCGUACUACCCACCUCCGGGCGGGGGGUCCGUGGAGCCAGCCAGCGGCACCCCGGCAUCUGAAAAUCACAGUGCGGCGGCCGUAGGCGACAGCUCAACUCUGGUCGCCGCUGCGGCCGCAGACGACGGACGGGGAAGAAGCGGCGGAGCGGACGGAAGGGGCACGCCGUGGGUCAACAAGAAGGGCUACUCCAUCGUGAGGUGCCUGCCCGUCACGGGCCGCACCCACCAGCUGCGCGUGCACCUGCAACACCUGGGCCACCCCAUCCAGAACGACCCCAUCUACGCCAACAUGCGCGUCUGGGGGUUCGACCUGGGACAGGACGAUCCGGAUGGAACUCACACGACGGAUGAGGACGUCAUCAGCCGACUGUCCCGCAUGGGAAAGGAGGAGGUGGCCCAGGCGGUGGUCUACUACGACGAGAUGGUGGAAAAGUAUGAGAAGAGGCGCGCCGAGAAGAUGACGGGCGAGCUGUGCUCCGUCUGCCAGACCCCUCUCUACUCCGAUCCGGGUCCGCACGAGCUGUCUCUGUGGCUACACAGCCUGCGUUACGAGGAUGCCCACGGAUCCUGGGCAUACGUGAGCCCGCUUCCGAGGUGGGCUCUACCCCCAGAUGGAGUGAGUGGGCCUACUACCGUGGGUGGAAUGGAUGAGCUGGUGGAGGCUGUGAAGACGGAGAAUCCAGAGCUAGCAUCUUAG
Molecule: messenger RNA, 1626 nt
Organism: Geosmithia morbida
Lineage: Eukaryota; Fungi; Ascomycota; Sordariomycetes; Hypocreales; Bionectriaceae
Product: tRNA pseudouridine32 synthase
Exons: 1
Coding region: 1-1626 (541 amino acids)
Biological process (GO): pseudouridine synthesis
Molecular function (GO): RNA binding; pseudouridine synthase activity
Source: RefSeq, a predicted model, not a curated record